Molecule: messenger RNA, 718 nt
Organism: Labrus bergylta (ballan wrasse)
Lineage: Eukaryota; Metazoa; Chordata; Actinopteri; Labriformes; Labridae
Source: RefSeq, a predicted model, not a curated record
CUUCAGGUCUGUGAGAUCACCCGGAUGGUUGGAAGACAGACGCUCCGGAUGGACAACGCUUCUUGUUCCAGGGUGGUGGUGGAUGACAGCCCUGCAUCCAGUCCCAGCUCCAGUCCCAGUCCGGACGGGCGUCGUCGGGAUCUCCAGCGGGCCGGCGGGGUGCUGCAGAGCGGCGGGCUCGGCGGGCUCGGCGGCAGAGGACGCCCGGCAGCAGCGAACGCAGCGCGGGAGAGGAGCCGCGUGCAGACCCUGAGAACCGCGUUCCUGGAGCUCCAAAGGACUUUGCCGUCCGUGCCACCGGACACCAAGUUGUCCAAACUCGACGUGUUGAUACUGGCCACCACCUAUAUUGCCCAUUUGACUCGAACACUACAGGAGGAAGGCGCAGAGGAGGGAGAGAACACAAAACAAACAGAGGCAUUACACUCUUUAAAGGGGGACGGCUACCUGCACCCAGUCAAGAAAUGGCCCAUGCGAUCCAGACUGUACGUCGGAGCAUCCGGACAGUUCCUCAACACAAAUCGUUCAGACUCAGAGAAUCAAGGCCCUUCCUCCUCCACCUCCAAGUAACAGGCUUAAAAAUCAUUUGUAAGACGAUAUUUCACAUUUGCAUGAGUCCAUGCUGUUUAUUGUUGCCUUAUGAGGGUAGAAUACUUAGCUCAAUGUAACUUUAAUUUCACUAAAACCCUGCCAAUAGGAAAGACGAUGUAAAUUAAUA